Molecule: messenger RNA, 1981 nt
Organism: Xenia sp. Carnegie-2017
Lineage: Eukaryota; Metazoa; Cnidaria; Anthozoa; Malacalcyonacea; Xeniidae
Product: aladin-like
Exons: 18
Coding region: 855-1886 (343 amino acids)
Biological process (GO): nucleocytoplasmic transport
Cellular component (GO): nuclear pore
Molecular function (GO): protein binding
Source: RefSeq, a predicted model, not a curated record
UCACCGACGGUGAACUCUAUUUGAAUUCUAGUUGAGGUAGAACUUCAUUUCAAGUUGUCAAAUAUUAUGACAGUUAUGGGAGAAAAGUUUUUGCCUAAAGGAAAGUUGCCAUUAUUUAAUUAUUUAUUACCAUUUGCUAUUGUUACUUCCGGAAGUAAUUACACAAGUAAAGGAAGUAGCUGACGAGUGAAGGAGUGGUUACAAAGUUGAGGGGGGAUUUCAAAUUAAUUAACAAUGUUGAACAAUGUGUAUUACCGUAUUUGCAUGCAAAAUUGUAUUAGAGUUUACGCACUUUUUAAUAUGAGUUUUUCUACUUUAUGUUUUACUUUUUCAUGAUAUCGUUCUCCAGUUUCAAUAUCAAAGAUAGAAAGAAUGUCGUCGCCAUUACUAUUUUCAACACCUGGUCUUCAAAAUAACACAACUUUAUACGAGUUCAACUCACAGUUUGUGUCUGGUGAGAAGGAUUCAGCGUCAUGUUAUUAUAAUUUUGGACAGGAUGGAGAAUUUGAUCAAAUAUCAGCAAUUGAGGAUCCAUUGAAGAUGCCAACAAACCUUGCAAGAGAAAGUUUUUCUGAAUCUCCAUUUCUGGAAAUUAAUGAGACUCUGCUGCAAAAAUUGUACAAUACAUGGUUAGCAGAUGGAAUCAAUGGUGUCCUUUAUGAGUUAAGCAAAUCAGUCAAAGUGCCAAAGAUGAUUUCAAACUGCGCUCAAAAACUUCACACAUUUUCCAAGUGGAUGCAAGAUUUGGUAAAUGUUAUAACAUUUGGUCAACAGCUGAAGCAGUCAUCAGGAAUUUUACGCACCAGCGAAAAAGUUAUCCAAUUAAAGCGAUUGCUUGGCACCCACAUUUAACAAUGUUUGCCGUGAAUCUGAAGGAUGAUACCAUAAGAGUUUUUAUGGUGAAAAGGGGCCUUAUUAAGCUUCUGAAUCAUAGAAAACAGAUUAAUGUCUCUUGUUGUGCUUGGAGGCCCCUGUCAUCCUCAGUUCUUGCGGUUGGAUGUGAAAACGGAGUCAUUAUUUGGAAUGUAAAUCAGAAUUCGUUGGGAGUAAGGCAAGGGCCAAGCUCUGCGAGACUCUUAACAUACUCAGGACAUACAAUUCUCACAUCUAUAUCAUGGAGCCCCGGUGGCAGAUUGUUGGUAUCAGGUUCUGCAUUAAAUGGUGUCAUGAUUGUUUGGGAUGUCGCUAUGGAUUGUGGUACAGCUCUUCAUCGUAUUGGUGGCUCAAUUUCACAAGUUAUGUGGUCACCUUGCGAUACUAAAGUAUUUGUUUCAACUGAAUCAAGUUUAAUACGGGUCUGGGAAACUCAAAAAUGGACUUGUGAGAAAUGGACAAAUUUAGCCUCCAAAUGUCAGGCUGCAUGCUGGAGUCCGGAUGGAAGAUUUCUGGUAUUUUCUGUGUUAGAGAGGAAAAGUCUCUAUUAUCUUAAAUUUUGUGAACCAGUUGAAAGAACAGGCAUGGAAGAUUUCAACAUUGGUGGUGCGAAAAUGGCGGUUGAAUGUGCUGAUCUUACAGAAUACUCUUGGGAGGUGAAUGACACUAUAGUUAGAGUUGGUGGCUUUGUAAGUAGUAUGACGUGGGACCCAACUGGUGAAAGGCUUGCUUUAUUACUUAAAGAUGAAAAUGGAAAAGCUCAAGAUUAUAUACCAGUGUUCAAAACAAAUAUUGAAAAUGUACUUGAUUUGAUUCCCAGUGGUUUGAUUCAUGGAUUACCAAGUAAUGGACAACCUCAGCUAAUAUCUUUUCAAAAAAACUUCACGCAAGGAGCUCUAUUGUCUGUUGUUUGGUCGAAUGGUGAAAUGUCCUUCGUCCCUAUGUUAUUUACGCCGAAGAAGAUAAUUAUGCAAAAUGGCAUUGCUUCUUCCCGUGAUAUUGGUAUUGGGUAGAUUAUCAAAACGAUUUACUCAAAGAAAGGAAAAUUCUACGUAAAAUAAAUGACCACCUGACAACCAUUUUGAAAAUUAAAACAUUUUUAUAUACA